Molecule: messenger RNA, 4197 nt
Organism: Alosa alosa (allis shad)
Lineage: Eukaryota; Metazoa; Chordata; Actinopteri; Clupeiformes; Clupeidae
Gene: snap91b
Product: synaptosome associated protein 91b
Exons: 23
Coding region: 716-2596 (626 amino acids)
Biological process (GO): clathrin-dependent endocytosis; synaptic vesicle budding from presynaptic endocytic zone membrane; clathrin coat assembly
Cellular component (GO): extrinsic component of presynaptic endocytic zone membrane; clathrin-coated pit; clathrin-coated vesicle
Molecular function (GO): phosphatidylinositol-4,5-bisphosphate binding; SNARE binding; 1-phosphatidylinositol binding
Source: RefSeq, a predicted model, not a curated record
ACAACGCGUGACGUUGAGUAGAGUGUUCCGUCAGUGUAGCGGUGCAUCAUAUGACACUGUCCGCCGAUCCUUGACUAGAGGAGAGAGCUGUCAUUGAAAUAAAUAAAUAAACAAACAGACGACAGAGAAUAACAACUAUAUCAUUUCUACUCCUUGUACCAGUCCACCCUCGCGUGGGCCACAGCGGGUAUUCUCCAUCCUCUCCUUCAACCGCCGACCGGCAUCAGACCGAAAACUCAAUCUCCGUUGUGCGGAGACAUCUCCGUGGCUUUUCCGUAGGACAGAGUCAUUUACGGGUCCUAAAGGAUACGGUGCGUCACCAUUUCCGUUUGAAGCACCGACUGCAAUUCCUCUGUAGGCGCGCUCUCGACAUUUUCUCCCAGAAUUGUCACUCUGAGCGUGCGUAUCUGUGGGAUUUAGUUUCCAUUUUCCUGAUGUACAUUCAUAACGGAAAGGGGGAAUUCAAUGAAUUUGAAUUAAACCUGGACAUCAAUCAGGCAAAGCGCUGCAGCUGAGGACAGCUUCCCGCGACGUGUCCGCGUUUGCCGUCUCGUCAUUUCUUAUUAUCGUAGGGGAGUGAGAAAAUAGAAUUGAUAGCGACUGUUGGGCGUUACGUAAUAGGGGCAUUAUCCCGGUUGCUGGACUGAACGGUAUAACGGGAGACACGCAGAGAUACACAGAUACAACCUUGCGUGGUUGACGGUACGGGGAGAAAAUGUCGGGGCAGACUCUGACGGAUCGCAUUGCCGCUGCGCAAUACCAGCUCACGGGCUCCGAAGUGGCGACGCGCGUCUGCAAAGCUACCACACACGAGGUGAUGGCGCCCAAGAAGAAGCACUUGGAUUAUCUGAUCGCAGCCACCAAUGAGACGAAUGUUAACAUCCCUCAGAUGGCGGACACGCUGUUCGAGAGAGCCACCAAUGCCAGCUGGGUGGUCGUCUUCAAAGCCCUGCUUACGACACACCACAUGUGCAUACACGGCAAUGAGAGGUUUAUCCAGUACCUCGCCUCCAGGACUUCUUUGUUCAACCUCAGCAACUUCAUUGACAAAACUGGCACCCAUGGCUAUGACAUGUCCACAUUUAUCAGGCGAUACGCCCGCUACCUGAAUGAGAAGGCCUACGCUUACCGCCAGAUGGCAUUCGACUUCACCAGAGUCAAGAAGGGCGCUGAGGGUGUUAUGAGGACUAUGACUCCUGAUAAGCUGCUGAAGGCCAUGCCAGCACUGCAGACCCAGGUGGACACUCUGCUGGAGUUUGAUGUCCACCCCAAAGAUCUGAACAAUGGAAUAAUCAAUGGUUGUUUCAUGCUGCUUUUCAAAGACCUGAUCAAGCUUUUUGCCUCUUACAAUGAUGGCAUCAUUAAUUUAUUAGAGAAAUAUUUCAAAAUGAAGAAGUCUGACUGCAAGGAGGCCCUCGAGAUCUACAAGAGGUUCCUGACCCGUGUGACCAAGAUCUCUGAGUUCAUGAAGAUUGCAGAGCAAGUUGGAGUCGACAAGAAUGACAUACCUGACAUUUCUUAUGCUCCCAGCAGCAUCUUGGAGUCUCUGGAGACACACAUGAACAGUUUGGAGGGCAAGAAAGGUGAUUCUCCAACAAAGGGCUCCCCCACCAAUAACGCUUCACCCACCUCCACUCCGGCCAAAUCUGCCACCGCUGUGCCCACCUUGGAGCCCCCACCCACCGAUGGCUCCACAGCAGCUGCUGCUGCCCCUGAAGAGCCUGUCACAGACUCUCUGCUGGACCUGGACCCUCUCGCCUUCUCUGGCCCUUCAACAGGAGCCUCCGCAGCACCCACCAACUGGGGAGACCUGCUUGGAUCGGAGAUGGGUUCCCUCUGCACCACCGACUCCCUUCAGCCCGACCCCUCCCAAGCGGUAGACUCCGCCCCCUCUCCGGCCGCAGCCAAUGCCGGCGCUGGUACGGAGGCGGCAGCUAGCAGUCUGGCUCCUCCCGCUGCCGGGGCCGCCGCCCCCAGUCCCGGCCAAUCGGAUCUCCUGGGAGAGGCAUUUGCCACCCCGGCGGCCGACCCCCCUGCUGCAGCUGAAGGUGGAGCUUCUGCGUCCACACCCACCCCUGCUGCUGACGCUGCUGCUGCUUCUGCUGCCCCAGCAGACUCAGCAGGUGGAGAUGCCCAGGCCGCAGCACCCGCUGCCCCAGCAGGAGCCGACCUGAUGGCGGCCUUUGAUGGACUGGGUGAUGUUCUUAUGCCUGCUAUGGCCCCUCAUCCAGCUGGUGCAUCACCCAUGGCUGCAUCUCCUGUGAAGCCUGACUUGGACGCCACCAUGGCUAACCUGGCCAGCAAUCUGUCCAUGGGGAACCAGAAACCGGCGGAUGGGGCAGCAGGCGGGGCCAACUGGCAAGCUCCUCAGGUAGCUCCUCCCCAGUGGGGCGGUCCCAUGGCGGGGGCGCCCGGUGCUGGAGCUCCCAUGAUGCCCGGCUCUCCCAUGAUGUUCCCCCAGCAGCCCAUGAUGAGGCCGCAGUUCCCUGCCGCUGGGAGCGGUGCACCGAUGAACCCUGCUAUGGCUCAGAGCCCCAGGAAGCCCCCACCCCCCAAAGACCCCCUGGCUGACCUCAACAUUAAGGACUUCCUAUAGAGAUCCUAUAGAACCUGUCAGUAAAGCUGAUUGGAGCCCUGCUGGUAUGGGAGUCCUGUUGAUAUGGGUGUGUGAUGUUCUCUCCCUCUCUCUGGUCACCUGUUCCUUCUCCUUCUUCUCCCCUUUUCUCUCUCCCUCUCUCUGUCUAAUGUUGUAGCACAAACAGUGGAUGUGAACCUGUAUACGUGUGAUUGUGUGUGCGUAUUUUAAUGUCAUCCUUUACUUCGGUCAGUGGAAAAUGAAUUAAAAUGAAGCGAAAAUUAAAAAAGAAAAAAAAAAAAAAAGCAAAUCAUGUUUAGCUAUGGUGCAGUCACAACAGGAGUCAGCCGCCCAGUGGACAGAGCUAGGUGGAAAUUGUCCUUAGGCUUCUUUGCGAUGGGGGUUUGGGGAUGCAGAGUGGCUUGGGAAAGUUGUUUUUUUUUUCUCUGUGGGCAAAAAAGUAAACAUGUAAACAAAUACAUAAACAAUGUUCAGUGUGUGUUAAUCUCAUAGGGCCCCCCUUCUGUUGUCGUGGUGCAGACAUUUCACUACUUUCACAAGUGUAACCUCCCUAACCACACACACACACACACACACCAACUCAACUCAACCUAGCCAGCACUUGGCUGGGAACCUACUUACACUCACAAACUAUAGUUCUCUGGGGUUCUUUGUUAGUUCCUUAAAAAAAAUCUGAAAGCUCUCCAUAGGCCUUGCUCCACGUAAAGUUCCCCUAUAAUUGGAUUUAUUUGGGUUGAACAUUUCUGAUGAGUUUCUCAUAGUCAGAAUGGAGGUCAGUGAAACUCUUCCAAAAGAGUGUGCCUGUGGUAGAACCUUCUGAAGGGUACUAAAUGAAGAACCCUAUUUUAUAUAGCACCAGCGCCAUGAGAAGAGAACUAAAAGUCCCCCCUGAUGUUUUGACGCCCAGGUUCUUUUCUGUUCUUUUUCUUCCUGUUUCUGUUGCUCCUGCCCCACCCCUUUUCCUCACCUGAAUGUGUGCUACACGUGUCGUAUGACACGCCACAUUAUGCAUUUUAGACUUUAUUUUGUUGACCAAACAAUGCAGAUAUCUUUUAGUCUUUAUUUUGAAUUUAAAUGAAAAAAGUUGUUUCAUAUAUUUUAGUUACUGCGUUCAAAAUGCUUAGCAUACAGUCUCUAGUGGAAAGAAGUGGAAAUACUGUAUCCCCAAUGUGUAUAUAUCUCUAUAUUCAGAAGACUAGUAGCCUAUUGGAUGCACCCCCAACCCUCCUCUCCUCAGCUCCGCAGUGAAAGGUGACAGUAUUCAGCGUCCGGCUGCAUCCCAAUGAUCAGCAGCAGCAUCUGCCAUAUCAGAGACUGUCAACCCUGUGACUGGAGGAUGGAAAUAUAACUGGAUGUUCAGUGUUUUGUUUCUGUAUUGAAAAAAAAAAAACUGUGGUGAAGUGUUGAGAACAGAUAACAAACAAACAAACUAAAAAAAAGAAUAAAGGGGGAAAUGUGUUCCAUGAAUGACUGCUUUUGAUUGUUUUCUUGUUAUUUUUGUUUUUGUUUUAAUUUUUUGACUUAUCUGAAUAACCUAGCUCCUGAGCCCAAGUGCAUGUGCAUACUGUUGAAAUACAAUAAAAACAGUGAUCUGAAGAGAU